AUGACUCCUUCUCUCUCCGUCGCCCUGCACGGAGGCGGUCGCGUGCUCAGCAUUCAGUCGCAUACUGUUCAGGGCUAUGUGGGCAACAAGGCGGCCGUGUUCCCCCUGCAGCUGCUGGGCUUUGAUGUGGACCCCCUCAACUCCGUGCAGCUCUCCAACCACACUGGGUACCCCACGUGGAAGGGGCAGAUACUGGACGGGGAGCAGCUGUGGGCGCUGAUAGAGGGGCUGGAGGCCAAUGGGCUGCUCUUCUACACGCACCUGCUCACUGGCUACAUCGGAUCGCUCUCCUUCCUGGAAAGUGUCCUGAGGGUUGUGGAGAAGCUCAGAUCAGUCAACCCCAACUUAAUAUAUGUGUGCGAUCCAGUGAUGGGGGAUGACGGCCGUCUCUACAUUCGCCCCGAGCUCGUCCCCAUCUACCGCCACCAGGUGGUGCCAGUGGCGACGCUCAUCACUCCCAACCAAUUCGAAGCAGAGCAGCUCACAGGCCUCAGCAUCCGGACUCAAGCAGACGCCAUUACUGCAUGCGACAUGCUGCAUGCUGCAGGGCCCAGGAAGGUGGUGAUCACGAGCAUGGAGGUGGAGGGGCGGUUGCUGGUGGUGGGGAGUGACGCCAGCAGCCCUGCUGCAGAGGAGGAGGGAUCCGGGCCAUCUGGAUCAUCUGGACCAUCUGGAGCAUCUGAAUCACAUUCCUUGCGGCGCUUCUGCAUAGCAGUGCCAAAGAUACCCGAGUACUUCACUGGAACAGGAGAUUUGAUGACAGCCUUGCUGCUUGGAUGGUCACAUAAGUAUCCCCACGACUUGGCUAGAGCAGCAGAGCUAGCAGUGGCAUCCCUACAGGCUGUGCUCGCACGCACCCUGCAGCAGCACUCUGUAGCUCGAGACAGCACCGACUCCUCUCUUACUCCCCCCACUCCCAAGCGCCUUGAGCUCUGCCUCGUUCAGAGCCGUGGUGACAUUAUGAACCCGCCUGUGGUGUUACGCGCACAAGCGGUCGAAUGCGGUUUAGUUGGGUUAGAUGGACUCCAGGAUGGUGUGGCUUGCUUGGUGAGUGGUGAUAAUUUAGAGGUUCUGCAGGAUGAGGGAGUUGAUGCUCAGCUGAGAACUGAGAGCUGA
Closterium sp. Naga37s-1 is the source of this 1116-nucleotide messenger RNA. NCBI's taxonomy places the organism in Eukaryota, Viridiplantae, Streptophyta, Zygnematophyceae, Desmidiales, Closteriaceae. The record is from the annotation of a GenBank genome assembly.